This is a messenger RNA of Aspergillus homomorphus CBS 101889, 711 nucleotides long. RefSeq lists its product as uncharacterized. The record is from RefSeq and is a predicted model, not a curated record. The coding region runs from base 1 to 711 and encodes 236 amino acids. NCBI's taxonomy places the organism in Eukaryota, Fungi, Ascomycota, Eurotiomycetes, Eurotiales, Aspergillaceae. The transcript has 3 exons.
AUGGAUGAAGAAGGCACUUGGGCGCACUUGUUCAUCUCUGGCAAUCGUCCCAAUGUUCCCAAAGGCAAAGAGCUCAUCAGCGAAGACAACUUCCGACCUUUCUGUGCGGAAGACGCAAACUGGCCGCUCGGGCGCCCAGCUGACAAGAGCAGACCGAUAGACCCGCUCAACAUAGAGGUGUUUUGGAUCCGGAUCAAUGGACGCCGGAUAUAUGUCGGCAAAGCUGUUGGUCGACCCGCUCCGGCGAUGCAGCUUCAUCGACUCAGCGUAUCGAGACGCCAGAUGCCAGUAACGAUCGGCGAUGUCGUGCGCGAUUGGUAUCGGUCCUUGCUGCAGGACCGACUUCGUCGGCUGGAUGCCUUGCAUCGGAUUGGUAUCACGCAUGGAGACGUCAAAGACUGGCACUUUCGGGUUCCUGGUGACUCUUAUGAUACAGUCUUGUAUGAUUCCUUUGCAGCGUACACGUUCUCCGAGAAAUGGCAUUUUUGGAAAUGUGCAUCCAGAGAUAUCGCACGAGAUCUUCGUGCCGAUCUGAUUGAAGCCGGUUGCGAAGAUUCUGUUGACAGAGCUCUCUGGCAGUCUCUGGAUGAAGAGGAGGAAUUGCUGGAGCUGAUUAUACUGAAGGUCUACAGCCGUCCAGAUUGUCGACUUCUCAAUGCCGGCAUUGAACUCGAUAUUUCUUUUGCUGGGGACGAUCUGUCCAGAACCUGA